Molecule: messenger RNA, 2067 nt
Organism: Penicillium lagena
Lineage: Eukaryota; Fungi; Ascomycota; Eurotiomycetes; Eurotiales; Aspergillaceae
Product: rRNA-processing protein MPP10
Exons: 2
Coding region: 1-2067 (688 amino acids)
Biological process (GO): rRNA processing
Cellular component (GO): Mpp10 complex; small-subunit processome; nucleus
Source: RefSeq, a predicted model, not a curated record
AUGGCAAAACGACGCACGGACAGGGCAUCAGCCCAACAGCAGAAGACGCUCCCGUCUGUUUUGUCGUCCCCGUGGGCCUUUCUUCGUCCUACCACCGAUCUCCAUUCCACUGUGGCCGACUCCGCCAAACAGUUCCUCGAUCCCUUGGCUGCAUCAAUCGUAGACGCUCAAUUCGCUCGCCGACAGAUCAACAAGAAGCGAAAGAGGUCAGAGUUGGGACCGGAGGAUUCGCAGCCCCUACAGCUAAAAAACCUUUACGUCGACGGCUUCACCUCGAAUCAAAUAUGGGAACAAGCGACAAGGAUCCUGGAGUCUGCCGGAGGUGAAAUCGAGCGAGAUAUUGCUUUGAUUUCAAAGCAUCAGCAGCCAUCUCUCGAUAUCUCGGACCCUGAGGACGCACAAUCGGUCAGCGACAGCCAGAACAGCUUGUCAGGUGUUUCCGAAGAUGAGGCUAGCAUCGAUGGGAGCAUGGGGACUGGCUUAGAGUCUGACUUGGAGAACUCUGAUCUGGACCUCGAGGAUCCAGAGUUGGCGGACGAGAUGGGUGAACAUUUGUCCGAAGACGAAGACGACGACAACGAUGUCUCGGCUGCCGAGGAGGACCCGGGCACCUAUGCAGAUGACAAAUUUGGGCAGUCCGAACUGCUGGAGAGGCAGGAUGCUAUGGGCGCGCCAGAAGAAGACGAGGACAGCAGCGAUGAGAUUGAUUGGCAUACGGAUCCGCUCAUCGCUGGAAACGCUUCAACUAUCCGCGAGAAGGAUGGACGGAAAAAGCCAAGCAACCUCGAGGACGAUGGGGAUGAUAGCAGCGAAGAGGACGGGCCAACUUUCGGCAAUGCCGAUCUCAAUGCCGGCUCGGAUUCUGACGACGAUGAGAAUCUUUCCGACGCUGAUGGAAAUGACGCUGCUGGCUGGGUUAACACCAGCGAUAUCAAAUAUGCUGAUUUCUUUGCUCCGCCACCGCGCAAAGUGUCUACCAAGAAGGCGCGCGCACUCCCGAAAACUCAACCCAAAGAGACCAUCAUGGAUGAGGAUAUCAACCGAGCCAUGGAGGAUGUUCGUCGCGAUUUGUUCGAUGAUGAGCCUUCUGAUCAAGGCGAAGAAGACGACAUGGACGAAUUGCCUGACGCUCAGGGUGAGCGUUCCACCCACGAGAAACAACGCGCACGCAUUGCAGAUGAAAUUCGUCGCCUGGAAGCGGCAAAUGUGGCGAAGAAAGAAUGGAUGCUUGCUGGAGAAGCCCGAGCUGUGGAAAGACCGGUCAAUUCUCUCAUCGAGGAAGACCUUGAUUUCGAGAGAGUCGGGAAACCGGUUCCGGUUGUCACAAAUGAAACCACCGAAGAUAUUGAGGAAUUAGUCAAGCGUCGAAUUCUCGCUAGUGAAUUUGACGAAGUGCUUCGCCGUCGGCCAGGCGCUUCGGAUGCGCGGGGUGCCAAGAAGAGUCGAUUUGAGCUCGAUGACACCAAGCCCCAGCAAAGCCUCGCAGAGCUCUACGAGGCCGACCAUCUUCGUGCUACGGAUCCGAACUUUGUCGAUGCGAAGGACCGCAAGCUGAUGCGGGACCAUGCCGAGAUCAACAACCUUUGGAAAGAGGUCAGUUCCCAGCUGGACACAUUAUCCAAUUGGCACUACAAGCCCAAGGCCCCGCAGGCGAACAUCAACGUUGUGACCGACGCUCCCACCAUUAUGAUGGAAGAGGCGCGUCCGACGGCAGGCAGUGCUACUGCCGGACCCACGGGACUUGCGCCCCAAGAGAUCUAUGCGCCUGGAGACGAUGGCCGAGUAGCGGGCGAAGUGGUCCUCAAGAAUGGUGCCACUACGUCCCGGGAGGAGAUGACUCGGGAGGAGAAGGCCCGGUUGAGGCGGCAGCAGAAGAAGAACAAGAGCAAGGAGAAAACCCAGUCCGUCGGACAGCGGCCCAGCAAGGCGGCCGAGAAGCAGCAGCUGGUGUCGGAUCUGAAGAAGGGCGGCGUCAAGGUGAUCGACAAGGAGGGCCGAAUGACGGAUCUCGAUGGGGGCAAAGUCAGUGCCAGUGCAAAGAACCGUGCUGAUACCCUAAAGUUGUAG